Molecule: messenger RNA, 2438 nt
Organism: Schistosoma haematobium
Lineage: Eukaryota; Metazoa; Platyhelminthes; Trematoda; Strigeidida; Schistosomatidae
Gene: PCK1
Product: Protein kinase C-like 1
Exons: 10
Coding region: 223-2103 (626 amino acids)
Biological process (GO): cellular response to insulin stimulus; propionate catabolic process; cellular response to glucose stimulus
Cellular component (GO): cytosol
Molecular function (GO): manganese ion binding; phosphoenolpyruvate carboxykinase (GTP) activity; GTP binding
Source: RefSeq, a predicted model, not a curated record
CACAUAUUUAAGCUCUCAACAAUCGGUAUUCGUUCGUUAUUUUUGUAUCAAAAACGUAAAGAAAACGAGGCUUUGGUGUCUACUUGUAUGUCAGGACUUAUGCGGGACAGACUUGUUGUCACUGGUCAGUACGGGUUGAUUCUAAUUUGUUAACAGUUCAGCAAACCCUAAGGAUAUUGACGAACAACAUCACAUCUGGCGUGUUUGAAGAAACUUUCCAACAUGUGGACUGAGAGUAAUGAAUCAUCAUGUUUGGGAUCAGUGCCAGUUAUUAAGGGGAAGUUCGAAGCUAUGCCCAAAUCUGCCCAACGCUUUGUUGCUAAAUGGGUAGAAAUAUGUAAACCAACAGGAGUGUAUAUAUGUGAUGGCAGCAAAGAAGAACGUGAAGAACUUACAAAAAAAUUAGUUGAAUUGGGUUCUUUACAUAAACUACCACCGUAUGAAAACAACUAUAUCACAUGUACUGAUCCAAGUGAUGUUGCUCGUGUUGAAUCAAAAACUUGGAUCUGUUCAGAGCAUAAACAUGAUACUGUACCAGAUGUAGCUCCAGGAGUUAAAGGUGUUCUUGGUCAAUGGAUUUCACCUAAUGAUUUGAAUACUGAAAUUAAAGACCGUUAUCCUGGUUGUAUGGAAGGUCGUGUACUUUAUGUGAUUCCAUUCAGUAUGGGUCCAAUUGGAUCCCCAUUGAGUAAAGUUGGGAUUGAAAUAACUGAUAGUAUUUAUGUUGUACUAUGCAUGAUAAUUAUGACACGUAUGCAUCCAGAUGUAUGGAAAGUUAUUGAAUCUAGUAAGGAAUUUGUUAGAUGCGUUCAUAGUGUUGGAUGCCCUACUUCAUCUCAUCGCAAAAUCAUCAAUCAUUGGCCAUGUAAUCCAGAGAAAACUUUAAUUUCUCAUGUACCUAAGGAACGUUUAAUUAUGAGUUUUGGCAGUGGUUAUGGUGGUAAUUCAUUAUUAGGGAAAAAAUGUUUUGCAUUACGUAUUGCCGGUUGUAUUGCUCAUGAUGAAGGCUGGUUAGCUGAACAUAUGUUAAUUAUGUCUGUAACAAAUCCAAAAGGUGAAGAGAAAUUCAUAGCCGCUGCUUUUCCUAGUGCUUGUGGUAAAACAAAUAUGGCUAUGCUUGAACCAUCAUUGCCUGGUUGGAAAGUACAAUGUGUUGGAGAUGAUAUAGCAUGGAUGCGUUUUGAUGAACAUGGUGUUCUUCGGGCAAUCAAUCCAGAAGCUGGUUUCUUUGGCGUUGCUCCAGGUACAAACGCUAAAACUAAUCCAAAUGCAAUGGCUACAUGUAUGAAAAACACUGUUUUUACUAAUGUUGCUCAAACUAAAGAUGGUCAUAUCUUUUGGGAAGGACUUGAAGAUCAAUAUAGUCCUGAUACAGAAAUUAUCACAUGGCUUGGUGAUCAUGUUAAAUUAUCUGAUAAAAGUAAAGAUCCUAAAGCACAUCCAAAUUCACGAUUUUGUUGUCCUGCUAAUCAAUGUCCAAUUAUUCAUCCUAAAUGGGAAGAUCCACAAGGUGUACCAAUUUCAGCUAUAAUUUUUGGUGGUCGUCGACCUGAAGGUAUACCAUUAGUUCUACAAUCAUUUGAUUGGAAACAUGGUGUUAUGUUAGGCGCAGCAUUAAAAUCAGAAGCAACUGCGGCUGCCGAAUUCAAAGGUAAACAAGUUAUGCAUGAUCCUAUGGCUAUGCGUCCAUUUGUUGGUUAUAAUUUUGGACAUUAUUUAAAUCAUUGGCUUAGUAUGGAGAAACCAUCACAUAAAAUGCCUUUAAUAUAUCAUGUGAAUUGGUUCCGUUUAAAUAAACAAGGUAAAUUUGUAUGGCCUGGUUUUGGACAAAAUAUACGUGUUAUUGAUUGGAUACUUCGACGUGUUAAUGGUGAAGAUAUUGGUGUCAAUUCACCAAUUGGUAUUUUACCUAAAAAAGGUUCAAUCAAUUUCGAUGGUUUAAACGUUGAUUGGGAUGAGAAUUUUUCACUGCCAAAGGAUUAUCUUUUAGAGGAUGUUGAUGAAACAAUGAAAUAUUUACACGAACAAGUUGGUAAAGAUUUACCAGCUGUUAUUCAAAAUGAAUUAAACAAUCAACGUGAACGUAUUCAAUCUCAACUUUAAAUGAAUAAAUCAGAGGAAGAAGAAGAAGACGACGACGACGAUGAAAAAGAGGAAGAAGUCAAUGUCUAAUCAUUUUGUUCGACUUUAUGUGCUUUCUAAUUUUUUUGUUUCUUGUUGCUGUUGUUAUUGUUGUUAGCUAACUUCUAUUGUUGUUCGUAGACAUUAAUUAUAACUUGUUCUUUUUGUUUUUGUAUUGCUUUUAAUAUUACUACUAAUACUACUACUCACAAUAAUAUUCAUUUAUAUUGUCGUUAUUGUUUUAUGGUAGUAUUCUCAACAUUAUUGUGAUCCAACGAACCUUUUCAAUGAAAAUACAAUACAUUACAAUUUCUUUC